AAAAAUUUCCACCCUGAAAUAGAAUUUGUAGAAACUACGUGAAAGAAAACUGCAUGUACCCGAAAAUUUUUCUGGAGGAACGGUGCAGACUUUUGAAAAUUUUAUGAUCAACUGGAUUUCCAAAAUUUCAUAUCAGAUCACAUCUGUGGAACGUUAGAAUUCCUCAUUGUUACGAAUCGAAGAACUGGAACGUGAUGGAAAAAAAUAAAAAAAAAUUCACGUCCAACGACUGAUAUUGGAACUUUUGGUAUUGCGACGACAAAAGCCCCGACUCGACGUUAUUGUAUCUGCACUGUAUAAUCAGCGUAGUAAAAUUCGAAUGACGUAUUCCAUAACGUAAUAAUACACGUUUUGCAACAUCAGCCAUAAAAAAUUUGUCGAGUUUUUAGUUUCGGUAUAAUUUCAACUCCAGUGUCUUCGUUUCAAUACAUUCUGUAACCACCGUUUUAUUUUUACCGGCUUUAAUGAAUCUUACGCAAUAAGUUUUACUACAAUACACACAUGUAUACGUACGAGAAAUAUAUAAAAAAAAAAAAAACAGAAAAAUCAGUGCUUUUCUCGAUAUUUUCAAAUACUUCGAUUCGUACACUACACUUAUGGAGUAAUACGCGUAACACAAUUAUAGCAUUAUUCCCACCAGGUGUAAGGUGGAGGGAGUCGGGAAUUAUCAUCGUUCAACGCCGAUAAUUGACCCGAGUAUUACAUUACUUUCAGUGAUACGGAAUAAUAAGUGACUUUAUAAGCAGUGCAGAUUUCGAUAGUUUUGAAUAAAAAAAACUUAAAAAAUAAAUUGCAAGAACUUACAACUUCAAAAGAUGAGUCUCAAUUUGUUGCUCUGAGUGCGACGGGACGUCGAAAAAACGUCACCUGAAAUAGUUCGGUAUGAGUACAGGAGAAUCUCUACUCCGGGAGCCAAGAUGACGAGGCGCCAUUUUUUGGCGGGUGCACGCCGCGCCAUCCUCUUCGCCGGGGUCCUGACUCUCCUCAUAAUCGCCCUAUCGAAUCCGGAGAGUUCGAACGAAAUUUCGCAGCCGGUUUCGGGGGAGGAGGAUACCAUGACUAUCGAGGACCGUAUAAUGGAAGAGGAGACGAUGGUGGAGGCGGAAUAUCGACUAUCUGACAGAAGGACUUUUCUUGCAAAAAAAUGUGCUGAGGAAGGUUUGGAUCGUCCUGGAAAUGAUUCUCUGCACAAACCUAACGCCUGGGAGUUUCUCGUUAACAGACAACACCAUCUCAUUUGGUGUAACGUUUUCAAAGCCGCCUCGACUUCUUGGAUGUACAACUUCAAUCUGCUAGCUGGAUAUAGUCCGCAGUUUUUGAAGGCGUCGAAGGCGGUCCCACUGUCCCUGGCGAGACAGAGGUAUCCAAGACCGACGGCUGAGCAACUUGCGAAUUACUUGAACGACAGUCUAAGUUUUUUGAUCGUGCGACAUCCUUUCGAGAGACUUUUGAGUGCCUAUAGGGAUAAACUUGAGCACAGUUUACCCAACAGUUUUCAUAGCAAACUGGGAGCCCACAUCGUCUCACACCAUAGAGUAAAGGGUUCAUCGAAGGGCGGUCGUCACGGUCCGAGAUAUCCACUUUUUGAGGAAUUCGUUCGGUGGCUUCUUGGCGAAUGGAAAGCUGGAAACGAAUUGGACAUGCAUUGGACACCGAUCGCCAAUUUUUGCACACCUUGUCAAGUCCGUUUCGACAUAAUAGCCAAGUUUGAGACACUCCACGAGGAUCAGAACUAUUUGAUAAAGCAAGCUCACGUAGACCACAUCAUUAAACCAGAGUGGAAGAACCCUACUCGUGGUUCGCAGACGAAGGAUGUCAUGAAAGGCUACUUCGCACAGCUGACAAAGUCCCAGAUCAAAGAACUUUAUCAAAUGUUUAAAUACGAUUUCUUAUUGUUCGAUUAUCAUCCGGAUGAUUACUUAUCGAUUGGAAAGGAAGAUGAAGAGACGAAAACGGUACCGGACGUUAACAUCUAGAAACUAGACAUCCAAACUUGGUCUGGAGUUGAUUUGGAAAUAUCGGGAAAACAACGUGAGAGCCUCCGCUCUAGGAGUAUAAAGGGGCCAUUAAAUUAUCCGGAAAGUUAACAGUUCCCGAUGACAAUUCAAUGCUUGAAGAUUUGCGAGAAAAACCCUGCAAGUUGUGCGCAAAUUGUUACGGGGCAAGGUCAGGUAAAAUUACAGGAUGGUUGUCUUCCAUUACCCAUUUGAUUUCCCGGUACACAUAAACGGUCAAGCCCCAGUAAUACUCGAACUAUCUUCAAGGGUGAUAAAUGUUAAGUAAGUGAACAUGUUCCCUAAUAACAGCAAUACAGCGAGAGUAAGGACGAUUCGGCUCAUAAAAUACGCAGAAUAUUUCCGUAUUGGAAGUGUAAUUAUUUUGUUUAUCUUCCUUAUAUGUAUAGGAUCAUUAUACGUGAAUGUCUAGCGUGAGUAGAUUUAUAGGUGAUCUGCAGUUUUUUCCAGGGAUUGCGACUUUGAACCCACUGACAAAUUGCAGUUUGUCGCCAACAACGAAUAUAAAACUUUUAUAGAAUGAUUUUCAGAUAUCAUAGUCAUUCCAGCAUUUUAAAAAGUAAACAUGACUAUAAAGGUCGAUUCUAGUUUUAUUCUAUUCAUGUUCUUACUGAUUUAUCGUAAUUUAUAGCCUGAUUUAUCAUACAUAUAGAGCUUAUAGAGGCUUCCAGUCAGGGCAAGGAAUAAUGAACAUAGGAACGACUAAUAUAAUUCGUGAAAGGGAACGACUACAGGUAAGGUCGCAUUGAGGUAAACAAGUGUUUGGUGCUAUAUAGCUGUAGGUGAUUUAAUAACUUCAGAUAUCUAAUAUUGCAAACUCAAUAUCUAAUAUACUAUGAUAUACCUAUGACACCUAUAAUCGUCGAAGAAUAAUUCCCACUCCGUACCAUCCCUUCCUCUAAACUCACAUGUUACAACGAAAUUUUAUGUAAUAAUAACUAUAUUUUCCUUGAUAGAUUAUUCAAAAGUUAAAAGCCAUUGUGUUGUAUAUUCCCCUGCAACUAUUUUAAGGAAAAUGUGGUCGAUGUCCUAAUAUUGUACACAUGGUGUCUAUUAGCGCAUAUCAACUUAUUAUUAUAAUUGCGCAGCCAUUGAAAAGACUACAGUAAUUUUUAUUGAUAUUAAUGACUUUUGUAAAUCAUUUGUUAUUGAAUUUUUAAUUGGCACGAUGUCAAAACUCUUGAAAACAAACUGUUUGAUUACUGCGUGAUACACCGCUUGUCGACAAACAGUAACUAGAUCCACAUUUUGGAAUGAAACAAAUAAUUAUUAGCUUUCGAAAUUAUAAUCAUGGAUGCAUCUUUUGAUGAUGUGAAAAGUAUAAAGAGUGGCUUCUAAUUUGUUGAUCAAUUAAUUGCAAUUCAACUGUGAAAUAUCAUAAAACAUAAAUUAAUCGUUAAUUAUUUGCGCCAUCAAAUGGUGUUUGACAGGAUUUUAAAAACUAAUAAUAAUUGAUUAUACCUAAUGUAAUAUAUUAGUAUAAUGUAUACCUGUAAUUACAUAUUGUUAUAUUAAUAGUUAAUUUUUGAAUUAAAAAUAAAUUUGUUAAAUCGACCAAAGUGACACAGAAUUUAUGCGGGUAUACAUAUUAUCGAUUAGUAACGACGAUUUUCUUUAAAGAUAGUAUCGUUCGAACAAAAAAAUCGUUAAUUGUAAAUAUAUGUGUAAUAUAAACGCGCAUUGUUUGAAAAUAUGUGUCUUAGGAAAGAAAUUAAUAAAUUGUUAGAGCUUGGA
Molecule: messenger RNA, 3749 nt
Organism: Athalia rosae (coleseed sawfly)
Lineage: Eukaryota; Metazoa; Arthropoda; Insecta; Hymenoptera; Athaliidae
Product: carbohydrate sulfotransferase 11-like
Exons: 8
Coding region: 918-1976 (352 amino acids)
Biological process (GO): carbohydrate biosynthetic process
Cellular component (GO): membrane
Molecular function (GO): sulfotransferase activity
Source: RefSeq, a predicted model, not a curated record